AUGUACCUUCUGCAUUUACUUUUGACAAGCCUUUGCGCAGUGCAAACGAACGCAAUCGUUGGUGGGCUAGAAGCUGAAGAUGGCGAUUAUCCGUUCGUGGUUACGCAUCAGGCGUACGAUCAAGUCAAACAGAAAUGGCUAACCGGAUGUGUUGGAUCGAUAAUCGAUCGUAAUUGGAUCUUAGUGGCGGGUAGUUGUCUUUUCUCGGGGACGCAUAGAAUGGCUACAAAUCGACAUCGUCUAAUUGCUGGCAGUACCAUCGUAACUUCGAAGGGGUCCGAUGCCCAGAAUGCUCAAAUCCUUGAGGCUUCGGAAAUCUUUCUGCAUCCAGAAUACAAAGGAUAUGGCGCAUCCCAGCGAUCAGCUGAGCAAUUUUGUGGAAAA
Molecule: messenger RNA, 384 nt
Organism: Mesorhabditis spiculigera
Lineage: Eukaryota; Metazoa; Nematoda; Chromadorea; Rhabditida; Rhabditidae
Source: the annotation of a GenBank genome assembly